AUGGUCCGCGUAAAGAACCGCUAUCUAGUGGUCAACAUCCUCUACCCGACCUCGAGCCCCGCUGCCAAAGCGAGCGACGCCGUUCCCGAGCUCCUCCAGUUCCACGCGCCUACCUCAGAUGCGUUCCACACCGGGCAGCUUGUGCGGCUCGUGAGAGAGGGCAUUACAGAGCUAUUUGGCGACUAUGGGAUGGGCAUGGCGAAUCGAACGCUCAAGGUCACAUACUGGUCCCCCGCAACCUCGACCGCCAUCAUCCGCUGCCCGCGCGAACACUACGAGAUGGUCUGGGCGGCGCUAACGUUCACGACGAAGCUACCCCGGCCGAUAGACACGCCGGUCGUUUUCAAGGUGGUUAGGGUCAGUGGGACGAUUAGAAAGGCGGAAGAGGAGGUUAUAAGGAGGUCAAAGGGGAUUAUCAGGAAAGCGAAGGAGGUGGAGAAGGGUAGGAAGGAUAGGCUGAUGGAGGGGGUAGUGCAGGCGGUCGAGAAGAGGGGCGAGCCUGAUGCCGUGUUGGCCCAGGUCGAUGAGGCGGAGGAGAGUGAGAGCGACAGCGACUAG
Messenger RNA from Paraphaeosphaeria sporulosa, 558 nucleotides. RefSeq lists its product as uncharacterized. Bases 1 to 558 code for a protein of 185 amino acids. The record is from RefSeq and is a predicted model, not a curated record. Gene Ontology annotation, cellular component: ribonuclease P complex. The transcript is spliced from 2 exons. Lineage: Eukaryota; Fungi; Ascomycota; Dothideomycetes; Pleosporales; Didymosphaeriaceae. Gene Ontology annotation, molecular function: ribonuclease P RNA binding. Gene Ontology annotation, biological process: tRNA 5'-leader removal.